UUCCCUUUUCCUUUUUUUUUAAUGAUGACAGAUCCUUUUGAAACACCUUAUACCUAUGAACCUCAAGACCUUGAGUAUAUGCAACUCUCCAUACAGGAAGCGCAUAAAUCAAUCCCAGCACCUCAAGCUUAUUGUGUAGGUGCCGCCCUUGUAGACAAAGAUGGAAAGUUAUUAAGUACAGGUUAUUCACGCGAAUUGCCCGGGAAUACACAUGCAGAAGAAUGUGCUUUAGCAAAGGUAGAUGCCUCUAUGGAUCUCUCGGAUACCACCAUGUACACAACCAUGGAACCAUGCUCUGUUCGGCUAUCAGGAAACAGACCUUGCACCAGCCGAAUUAUCGAAGCUAAAAUUAAACGCGUUGUUUUAGGCGUACGAGAACCUCCUAAUUUAGUGACUUGUGAGGGCAUUAGCCUUUUAAAGAGAGAAGGAAUUCAAGUGUUUAUCGUGCCUGAUGUUCAAGAAGCAUGUUUAGCACCCAAUCAACAUAUUAUCAAAUAAAUCUAAACAUGAAC
Messenger RNA from Gilbertella persicaria, 512 nucleotides. Its product is annotated as cytidine deaminase-like protein. Lineage: Eukaryota; Fungi; Mucoromycota; Mucoromycetes; Mucorales; Choanephoraceae. Gene Ontology annotation, molecular function: diaminohydroxyphosphoribosylaminopyrimidine deaminase activity. The transcript has a single exon. The record is from RefSeq and is a predicted model, not a curated record. The coding region runs from base 22 to 498 and encodes 158 amino acids.